CCCUGAGGGCGUGCGGGCACGGCCGGCGUGCGGCGGGCGGGCCGCGGGCCGGGCAUGGAGCGGUGGGUCGGGGCCGCCGGGGGCUGGGAUUCGCUGUGGGGAGCCGGCUGGGGCCGAUGGCCGUGCUGGGAGCUCCUGGCCGCCUGCGCCGUCAUCGGCGCCGUGGGCUGGCUGCUGCGGCUGCGGGACAGGAGGCCGGGCGGCCGCCGGGCGGUGGCGGCCGCCAUCUCCUCCCCGACCCCCAUCGCGUCCCCGGCUCCCCACUCGGCCCCGGCGCCGCUCGCCGCGGGGAGCCAGCGCUGCAGCGGGAGCCGCCCAGGUGGAAUAACAAUGGAUACAAUAUUAUCCCGAUUAAAGAAGCUCAGCCACGAUGAGCUUAGAGAAGAGAUUGUGAGAGCAGGACUGAAAUGUGGGCCCAUUACUGCAACUACAAGGUUUAUUUUUGAAAAAAAAUUGGCUCAGGCACUGUUGGAGCAGCAAGGAGCAUUGGAGGAGGAAGGGUCUGCUGUGGCAGAGGAGGCUGCUGGAAAUGUCCCAGUGAAUCACAACGGCCAUGGAGGUGCUUCUGAGGAGGUGGACUUUGGCUACUCUGUGGGUCUGAACCCUCCAGAAGAAGAUGCUGUGACACACAUGAGCUGUUCAGCUCCAGCCUGUGGUGCUGACUCACAAAUCACUGCUCAGACACCAUCCAGAGAUCCUCCACUAUUCUAUGGUGUUUGCCCAGUGUAUGACGACAUACUGGCCAGGAAUGAGAGGAUACAUGUGUAUGAAGAUAGGAAGGAAGCUCUCCAGGCUGUUAAGAUGAUUAAGGGUUCCCGUUUUAAAGCUUUUACAAACAGAGAGGAUGCUGAGAAAUUUGCUAAAGGAAUCUGUGAUUAUUUCCCAUCUCCAGGCAAGUCCUCUUUAUGUUUGUCUCCAGUGAAAAUGGGAUCAUUUAACAGAGAUGGUUUGUGCUCUCCUGAGAGCGACACUGCAAAUAAGGAGAGAGCCAACAGCUACAAAAGCCCACGGACUCAAGAUCUCACAGCUAAGCUUCGGAAGGCUGUGGAGAAAGGAGACACAGCAACAUUUUCAGACCUUAUUUGGAGUAACCCUCGUUACCUGAUCGGCUCAGGCGACAACCCAACGAUUGUACAGGAAGGGUGUAGGUACAAUGUCAUGCAUGUUGCUGCCAAGGAGAAUCAGCCUGCUAUCUGCCAGUUAUUGCUGGACACUCUGGAAAAUCCAGAAUUUAUGCGGCUGAUGUACCCUGAUGAUAACGAUGUCAUGUUAAAGAAACGCAUCCAAUACAUUGUUGACCUUUACCUGAACACUCCAGAUAAAAUGUGGUUUGAUACUCCAUUGCAUUUUGCUUGCAAGUUUGGGAAUGUGGAUGUGGUUAACGUGCUUACCUCACACCCAGCCAUUGUAAAAAAUCCAAAAAACAAAUAUGAUCAAACUCCAGCAGAAGUAGUUUGUGAAAGAAGCAAGAACAAAUCUGCCGAAUUGAAAGAAAAGAUAAGAGAGUACUUGAAAGGUCACUAUUAUGUCCCACUCCUGAGGGCAGAAGACAAUUCCUCAGCUCCGGUCAUUGGGGCACCGUGGUCGCCAGACCAGACGGACGAUGGCCCCCAGAGAGCUUGGCCCAAAUACCCUGGCAGCCCCAAAGACCCAGUGCUGUCCAUCAGGGCUUUUGCAGGCCCCAUGAGCCCCUCAAAGGCUGAAGAAUUUCGCAGGCUGUGGAAGACUCCACCUCGAGAGAGAGCUGGCUUCUUUCACAAUGUCAGGAAAUCUGAUCUGGAGAGAGGUGUUGAAAGAGUUGGAAGGGAGUUAGCUCAUGAACUGGGGUUCCCGUGGGUUGAAUACUGGGAAUUUCUGGGCUGUUUUGUUGAUCUGUCUUCCCAGGAGGGGCUGAGAAAAUUAGAAGAGUACCUGAGUCAUCGUGAAAUGAGCGAAAAGGCUCAGCCAGAAACAGGGGAAAAUGAAACCUGCAAUAGAUAUAAAACUCCACAUCCCUCUGGCAAAAGCAAAAAGUCCUGCAAUUCCAUUUCUGUUGGAGCAUUUUUGGAUGAGGAUGAUGAUGACAUGAGCUUAGAAGAAAUCAAAAACAGACAAAAUGCAGCCCGAAAUAUCAGCCCCUCUCUGGUGUCCAAGGAGCCCAGCAUUGAUGCCAUUGGAAAUGCUGAGUGUGAUAUCCUGUCCAUGGAGUGUGCAGGAAGCAUCAUAGAGACCUCAGCUCACCCUCGGCACUAUGAGAAGGGGGCUGCUGCCAGCAAAAAUGGCUUUUGCAGUCCUGUGUCCAGUAAAAGGAUCAUCAGUGACAGAAAGCAGCUGCGUGGUGGGUCAGAAUGCCUCAUGUCACCUGUUUCCAAUUUGAUGUCAGAAUUUGAAGGCCUGUCAUUCCAAGAACAAGAGGUUGCAGGAGUAUCUCAUAAAAUUACUGCAAAAACUGAGAAUGAGGGAAUUCUGGACAAGACCUGCUCUGCAGUGUCACUGGCAAGUUCUUCUGAGCCAAGUGUUACAGGAAAACAUGGAGAGGCCAGGUUAAGGACAGACCACAAAAUACCAUUAGAAAAGGAAAGAGUGUCCAGAGAAUCUGGAAUUCAGACUAAGGAGCCACAACAACGUCAAGAACUUCCUUCCCAGAAGUUUGUUUUAAAGACUUCACCCACAAAUGACAAUUUAAAGUUAUUCCUUCUUGGGGAGCAGCCCUCGAAGCUGGAUGUUGAUGUCUUAGCAGCUAUAGAAGGAGCAGAGAUUGAUCCCCAGAAAUUCCCAAUGAUUUACAAAUGGAAACACGCAGUGCAAUCCUACUCCUCAUCUGACAGGCAAAGUUGGCCCAGUCCGGCGUUGAAGGCAAGAUUCCAGUCCCAGUCCAUGGCUGCUGGCUUUGCAAACGCUCCGGUGUAUCCGAGCUCGGGAAGGAGCAGCCCCACGGCGGGCAGUCCGGGGAAGCAGAGCGCCGCCUCCUUCCCUGCCGAGCCCCGCAGCCCCGGGCGCUACAGCCCCGCCUGCGUCCUGCGCUACUUCGCGGAGCCUCCUGCCCACUAGAGUGCAGCUCCUCAUCCUGGGACUUCCCUUCUGUUCUCAUUGUUAGUGGAGGAAAAACUACAAUGUUACUAAGGUGACAUGAGGUUUGUACUCAGCUAUUUAUUUUUCCUCAAUUGAGGACAACUGUAUGUUUAAACAAUGGAAUUUAUGUCUUAAUGCCACAUACGAGGUAGAUUGUUACUGGUGAUAAGCAAGAAGUUUGUGACAGUGCAGUUGUCCAGUAGCUGAAUUAACCCUUGUUGCCAGUACCACAGUGGGCUGAACUGUCCUUAGCAAUGGUGGCAAUUGCUAUCACUACUUAACCUCAUUGUAAUGAACACACAGCCCUCAACUGCCUUUCUUGACCUUGGCUAGUUUAGGAAAUGCAUCAUCAGCAAGGAGAAUGUGGGAGAGGAGAUUGAUGGCAGAAAGUGAAACGCUCUCCUGCUUGCAGGGGGAAAAGCCUAAAACGUGCCUGGGAAUGCAAGGACAGCUUUGCAGUGUGGAGCAGGGAUGUGAAGCCCUGUGCAGAAGCAGAGAGUGUUUCCAGCCAGCUGGGCUGGGCAGUUGAUACCCACACCCACCCUCACCUGUCUGUCCAUGUGUGUGUGCACAGAUUUGCACAGAGACCCUCGAGUCUCUGCUUGCUCUGAGGCAGUUACAGACACUGAGACCUCCUGAGUGCUUUAGAAACAGGGCACUGUAGAAACUGUUGGGAUUCUUUUAGUGGUUGUGGGAAGAUUUAAGGAAAAGAAAACCUUAAAAAUUAGCUGGUUAUUUUUUCCCCAGAGAAGCUAUUAACACUAGGAAAUUUGAAUAGUUAUUACACAAAAGCACAUCAGCAAUAAUCUCAGCAAAUUUACCAGCAAGAUACCUUAUCUUAAUGGUCUGGUUUGUAAUAUAUUAGCAUGGUAGCCAGUGGCCCAGGAGGUGGCUAUUUCCCAGCUGUAAAGAGAGAGGACUAAGGACAAAAUAUUUUUAUGAAAUCUGAGCUUUUACUGUGUCUCUAGUGUUGAUGUGGUAAUGAGUUUUUGUUACAGCAGUCAAUAAUUUUAUUCUGCAGCCUUCUGUAAGAAUGACUUGUUGUGACAGCGUGAUGCUGAGAAUAAGAAAGCUUUUCAAAACUCCAGAGAGUUUUCCAUGUCAAGCCUAGUGCUUGUAAUGUUGCAUGAAAGGCUUCCAGAAACAGCUCUCUAGGUUAAAAAAAAAAAAUAAAAAAAAGACCUAUCUACUGUUAGAAGCUAAAUCUGAUCAGAAAAUGAAGUUCUGCAGGACUGUGCUGGCGAGAAGGGAUGGAUUGGGCUGGGCUGGUGCCACACAGUCAGGGAGAGCUCGGAGCCACCUGGCAGGGCAGGAGGAGGAGGGCUCCGAGCUGAGCCAGCCCGGUGGGAGGCAGGAGGGCCCGGCCCGAGGGUCCCUCCCACCCCUCGGGCCAUCCCGAGCCGGGCUGCCCCAGGCAGUGACUGUUCUACACAAACUGCACCCUCACAGCUUCGUGACUGGUACAAACCUAAACACUGCACUUAAUGCUUUUUGCAAGCUCAGUAGUGCCUUUUGUAAUAUAUUUUUUUAAUUAAAUUUUUUGUUCUUUUGGAAGUUUUUAAAAAAAAGUGGCAUCCACUUACUAUGGGCAGAUAAAAUACAGUUUUUCUCUGGGCUUUCUGAACAGGAUGUCUUUUAAUGUCUCUAAGUUGGAUUAUUUGGUGCGAUAGCUCUCCACGGGGGGAGAGACUCCUUUUAGAAAUUAUUCUUUAAAAAAAAACCAAAAAGGCUUAUUUUGCUCUUUUGUUAAAAUCAAACAUAGUUCCAUGGAGCUGGACAUUAGGAAGAGCUACUUUUCAUAAAUGCCUUUCAUUCAUGUUCCAGACAAGUACCAGGGGCCUGGGGGGUGUCAUACUUUAGGAAACAUGUUUAAAAAAAAACCCAGAACCAAAAACCUAACCUGUUACUAAGUGUAUUAACUGACUUUUUUCAUAAGGGUUAUUGUUUUUUAAUUUUCUAUUUUUAUGUAGCAGGCUCCAUGGUCUCAAAAUAUUUUUAGAUCCCACAUACAUACAGUUUUACUCCAAAAGGUUUGAGAUUGGGUUUUUUGCUGGGUGGUAGGGUUUUUCAAUAAUUUAAUGUAAGUUAUGUCUUUAUCAUUCUGGAGAAAUGGAUCAGCUGAUUGCCUAAUACCAUGUUAGAGCCAAACUGCUGGGGUAAGUUGCUGUGGGUGCAGCUGCUGUUCUCCACUCUGCUCCUUCAGAGCUGUGGCACAGCACCGUUGCCCUUUUGCUAAGAGUUUGUUACUGAGCCAGGAGACUGACUAACAUUUUUGUUCAUUGUCCUUUUUACUUUUAUUAUGCUUUGCUUUAUUUUUUUAAUAUUUAAAUGUUACUGGUAUGUACAUGUAGCCAGACACCGCCCACACCCACCCACACACCCACCACACCCUUGCCUUUCACUUUGUAAUGUUGUUUUGGUUCAGUCAGGAGAGUAUUUUUUUAACUGUGUUAAUGUGCAUUAGUCCAGCUGCACUUCACUUAAGAGGUCAUUUUUCUAACAAUGUGUUACUUCAGCUAUGACAGAAAUAGCAAUUUGAUCAUUUGUGAUUUUGUGAAGAAAGCCCUUCAACACUGAGCCUGUGGAGACACUUUAAAUCAGAGUGAUAGUGCUUGAAUUGUGUUUUCUUGGCCAAAAGUUCACUUUUAAAGGUGCAAAAUAGCUGUGUUUUUGUUGGUUGUUUUUUAAUUAGCAAAGUGUAAUGUUAAAAAUACAGAAGUAUCCCACUUUCUAUUAAAAUCAAAUGAAUAGCUGAAAGUGUCACCCUGUGUUCAAUAUGGGAUGUGGGGAGAAGGAGCUGGGCAUGACAGGGCAACCCAGUGGCUUGUCCAGGCCUUGCUGUACAAUAGCUGCAGUGACAGUGACAAUGGACCACACCACCAAGACUUAACACAGGGUUGAAGAGACAAGAACUCAGACUGUGGUAAAAAGACAUAAUUUUAAAUUUCACACUUUCCACCCCCACCUUGAGUGUCACCAAAACUACUGUUAAUUUCUGUACCUGUGCAAAGAGGUGUUGUGUCCUCUGGAUGACCACCAAGAGCUCCUUCACUGACACAGGGGAUGUGUGUGAGGGUCCAUGUGCACACACACAACACUAAAAAUCACAGAAUUUUCAUCUCACAGGUGCUGGUGCUCCUGUUCCUCGUGGUGGUGACACAGUCCUGCAAAUGGCUGUGUUUAGGCUACAGCAGUUCCCCUCAGCUCUGUGGCUGAUGACAAUUAACUACUCUGGCUCCCACCUCCAGUUUACAUUUCAGGUGGCUGUGAAAGAGCCCUGAGCAGUGUGGGACACACCAGGUCCUGCAGAGCUCCAGCCACACUUGCUACAGCUGCUCAUGCAGCCAUUCAGCUUAAGAGACAGGAAAGAAAGACAGACCAAGUAUUUUAUUCAAAACUUUUAAAAAGUUAAUAGACAAAAACUGAUAAAUUAUUCUCAUUGCAUCAAUGAGAGAUACGUCAUGAUGGUUUCCUCUUGCCCCCCACACCUUACACUACACAAUAAUCAGUUUGUUCCCUACCAGUCCCUGUUCCUUGAACUUAUCCUGAUGUAGCAGCAGUUCAGUAUCAAUCCCUUAAAUCCUCUUCUCCAUAGCUGUGUGCCCUGAUUAUGCUUCAUACAGCUCUGACAGGAGUAAGUUCAGCAUCUCAUCAACAUCCUUAUUGAUCAGAGAAUCUGUCAAACAGGUUAGUUAUGUCUGCUGUCCUACUAUAAACUGAGCCAAGUUUCUACAUUGGCUCAGGGUAGCCAGCAAGCUUCAGAAUGCUUCUGAGCCCUCCCACAAGCCCAGCAGCAUCAGAGCUGUCUGAAGGGAGCCCUUGAAGCAUUCUGCCCAAUGCCUGUCCUACACACUCACCCUAGACAAGCUGCCCCAUGGCCACCUGCUCUCCAUUCUGGCAACAGCAGGGCUGCAGCACCUCUGACCUGCAGCAUCACUACCCUGAACCCAGUGCUGGUAUUGCUCUGCUCUGAAAGUAAGGUAUCAACAAAUAUAAAUCAAUGGGAAAGAGCACUCAAAAAUAUGUCAGGAACUGAAAGCAUUUUGAGAAGAUUGCUGCUUUCCUUUCUUCCCAUCUUACUGCUACAGUCUCAUCCCUACAGCCUUCUCCAGACCAUGUUUUGGUUAAAGGCUUUACAAGACAGAAAAAUAUUCUUAAGAACAUCUUAAAGGACAUCCUGAGGAUCGUGGAACACUUAAUAUAAGCAGCAGUUAGUUCUAGCACCACAGCUCUGAGGCAAAUGGUUUUUACCCUCUUUCCUUUAUGCUCAUAACCUCCAGGCACAGUUUACAUGGGCUUUUUGGGGGCAGAGGGGAACAAUGACAACAUCAACAUACACACUCAACAGCUUACAAAAACUGAAGCUUUAUCCCUUUGUCCUUUGGACAGCAGAAUUCCCUGUUUGUCACUUCUGCAGGAGCUGGAAGAAGCUGGCACACCUUUUGUUUUAGCUGCAGUGUGAUACAAGGCUGUUCCCACACCAAUCGCUUUCCUGCACAAGAAAAAUACCCACAGGAGCAAGCUUUGGUUAGAGACAUUCACAGCAGGGUGAGGGAAAAGUCAGUGCUCUUGCAACUGCUGAGCAGACAUUCAACCUGUAUUCCACAGCUCAGCUUUGAGUUUUGGGAAAUACUUAAGGACUGGACGUGUUCAGGCUUACACAGGUUUCUUCUUUUCUGGACUGAAAGGCAGACAUGAAUAUGAAGGAGGAACGGGGCUAAAGGACAUUUGAAGACAGCAUCACACCCCAACAUAAUAAAAAUCUAGUGGUACUGUAGCAGAAUGUGCUAGUGCAAAGAGACAAGAGGCAGCU
Messenger RNA from Passer domesticus (house sparrow), 7864 nucleotides. RefSeq names its product ankyrin repeat and LEM domain containing 2 (gene ANKLE2). The record is from RefSeq and is a predicted model, not a curated record. Gene Ontology annotation, biological process: negative regulation of phosphorylation. The coding region runs from base 55 to 3030 and encodes 991 amino acids. Lineage: Eukaryota; Metazoa; Chordata; Aves; Passeriformes; Passeridae. The transcript is spliced from 13 exons. Gene Ontology annotation, molecular function: protein phosphatase 2A binding. Gene Ontology annotation, cellular component: endoplasmic reticulum.